Molecule: messenger RNA, 453 nt
Organism: Emiliania huxleyi CCMP1516
Lineage: Eukaryota; Haptophyta; Isochrysidales; Noelaerhabdaceae
Exons: 3
Source: RefSeq, a predicted model, not a curated record
GUCACUCAAACGCGUUUCUCUGUAGGCCAUUCGACGGCUCAUGCGCUAGGUUCGCCCAUGGCAGCGUGCGGCUUGCCGCGCGUCGCUGCCGUCUUGCUCGCGGCAGCACCAGCUCUGUCGCGCCCGCUGCCGCCGCCCUCGGCCAACACGGUCGCGCCGGGUGUGCUACGCGCCGAGGCACCGUCGGGCCGGCCACCAGCCGUCGCCGCCACCACACUCGCUGCCCUCGGCUCCGCCGCCCUUGUGCGAGCUGCAUCGCUGACAUAUUAAGCUACGUGUGAGUCACUCUCCGCCCUCGGCGCGACUAGUCAGCAGUAGCGAGUGUGUGCGUCGCUGCUAGAGCCGGCCGAGGCACUCCCGAGGGCUCCUCGCAGCGACUCGAGCGGGUCCGAAUUCACUCGGCGACCGGUAAACUAGCGACGGUGUCACUUUUCAAAGACGUACGUAACACGC